UUAAACAAGGUCGGGCGGACCACUACACUACUUUGAUACUCCAUAAGACCAUAAGAGAUACUCUACUUCAUCAUAUCCUUUAAAUUUUUUCUUUUUUUUUUUCACACGUCUGCUAAUGAGACAAAUUAAAAGACUAGAGGAUCAAGUGAUCAUUCUAAGGACAAAUGAAGUACUAGUAUUGUUUUAAUACUCUUAAAUAAUGUUUUUUUUAAAAAAAAAAGAAAAAGUCUUAAAUCAAGGAGAGAGGCUAAAAACCUCUAUAAAUACCGCUAAACUCCUUAGUCCUUACACUCCUCUCAAUUUUCUCUGGCAAAAAAACUAACUUUUGAAAAACCCUCCCUAUUUAUAACACAAAAACAAUGUGUCCUACCGGAACUACCCUAACUCCGGCGAGUUUUUCCGACGAACCCACGUCAGGAUUCCGGCGAGCAUUCGACGUCCUAGACUUCGACCACGACGGUAAAAUCUCCGGCAAAGACCUCCGAUCAUUUUACUCCUCAUUCUCCGGCAGCGGCGACGACGAAGAAAUGAUUAAAGCAAUGAUUUCAGUAGCCGACGCAAACAAAGACGGGUACGUACAAUACGACGAGUUUGAGAAGAUUUUGAAGGAGAGGAGAGAGAAAGAGAAGGUGGAGAAAAGCUACGGUGACGGCGGGGUGAUGGAAGAGAUGUUCAAAGUAAUGGAUAAAGAUGGUGAUGGAAUAUUAGGGGUUAAUGAUUUGAAGGAUUAUUUGAAAUUGGCUGGAUUAGAGGUUGGUGAUGACGAGAUUAAGGCUAUGAUUAAAAUGGGUUGUGGUCAUGGUGGUGAUGGUACUAAUGGUGUUUCUUUUGAUGGGUUUGUCAACAUUUUUGGAUCUUUAUAAAAUUAAUUAGUAAGUUUUUUUUUUUUUAAAGCUUUUUUUUAAAGAAAAAUUUGAAUAGGUAUGUGAAAUUUUUUGUAAGUAAUUUCACUUAAUGUGGGAUUGAAUUUUGGGUUUGAGAAGUAAUGUGAGGAAAAAUUGCUUGUUGAUAUGAUUAUGAUAUGGUAAUUAAUUAAUUAUUGAUAAAUGAAUGAAUUUAAGUUAUGUUUCCAUGUUUGUUGAGUACAAAUUUCUUUUACUCUUUUGCUUAUCUCUCAAAAUAAACAUACUCGUAUAAAUUA
Messenger RNA from Chenopodium quinoa (quinoa), 1141 nucleotides. RefSeq names its product calmodulin-like. Lineage: Eukaryota; Viridiplantae; Streptophyta; Magnoliopsida; Caryophyllales; Amaranthaceae. The transcript has a single exon. The record is from RefSeq and is a predicted model, not a curated record. Bases 360 to 863 code for a protein of 167 amino acids. Gene Ontology annotation, molecular function: calcium ion binding.